AAGUGAGCACAGCUCCAAGAAUGGGCAGGAAGAGACAGGCUCCUUUAGCCUGCGGCUGAAACUUUGACGGAUAAUAUAGUGUGGAAGCGUCGCUUGUGUGUCCACGUUUCACCGUGGACUCGUUGCAUUACGCGCCUCCUACCCGUCAUUGACCGGUUGAAAAUCGGCGGGCGAGCACAGGGAAAAUGAGAUUGUGGAACAAGAGCGUCGCUCGAUCGAGGAAAGCCUGCUGGCCAGUCGAAUGAGAUUCCCGCGACCACAGUCCGAAACACAGGAACGCAGCGUGUGCAAGGUUAUGGGUGUGCUGCUGCUGGCGCGAUCCGGUGGAUGUCAGUGAGAAUCACUGACAUCUAUGCAGUUGUCGUUGAAGAAAAAUCUUGUGCUCGCGACUCGGUGCAUAAUCAGUUAACGCGCAACUGCGCGCAACCGUUCGGAAGUGAACGCGAUCCGUCAUCUUUCGUUGCCGAUCACGGACACCGCGAUCAAUCCGGAAUCAUGACGCGAAAGUUGAGCAAGUUCUUGAUACUUUUCGACAACACGAACCUCUUGUACUUUCCCGGCCACUUUUUGUCCGGCCGGGUGAUCAUCGAGUUGGACGAUGAGGCAUACGUUUCAGGAUUGCAUUUCCACGUCAUCGGCGAAGGAGUGGUCCGCGUACGUAGUCAACGCGCCGAGAGGGUUUACGACAAGGAGAACUACAUAGAUUUUCGUAUGAGAUUACUAGGGGAACCAGGAGAAGGACCGUCGCUUUUAUCGCCGGGAAUUCACAGCUUUCCAUUCAAAUUAGGUCUGCCCCUGGGUUUGCCGUCCACUUUCUUGGGCAAACAUGGCUGGGUCCAAUAUUAUUGCAAGGCUGCGCUCCGCGAGCCAGGUGGCCUCACGCACAAGAAUCAACAAGUGUUCAUCGUGAUGAAUCCCAUCGAUUUGAAUUUAGAGCCGCCCAUCCUGGCGCAACCAGCACGGCAAGAAAUCGAACAACGGGUCGGUGUCUCCUGUGUCUCAGGAGGUCCUGUUUUCUGCAGGGUGAGUCUAGACAGAGGUGGAUAUGUUCCCGGCGAAACUAUUGGCAUUUCUGCGACCGUCAGCAAUCGGAGCAAGGUGACUAUGAAAUCGACUAAAGCAUCCCUGACCGAGACGAUUCAAUACCUGUGCCGAGGUAAAGUCCUCGCGAGCGAAACUCGAGAGUUGGCGAGUGUUUCUAGAGGGAAAAUUCGGCCUGGCGAGGGCGAGGAAUGGUUGAACGAACAAAUGUAUGUUCCCCCGUUACCGCCUACCAAUCUGCGAGGGUGUCACCUCAUCAACGUUCUUUAUCACGUUUACUUUGUAAUUAGCCCAAAGAGUUUGGAUAAGGAAAUCAAAUUGCAAAUACCAAUAGUCCUAGCCACUUAUCCUCUGAGGCAAGAAGGUGCUCCAGCGGGAACUGCACCGUCGAAACGAGGAGCACAUUAUCCGUCGACGUUGCCAAUAUUCCGGCCGUGGUUGGACGAUAAAGCUUUCGAAAUACAAGAGUAAACGAGUUUAAUUAACUUUCACCAGCGUCCUUGAUAGCUAAGAUACAAACUUUUUGGAUGAAGACACUCUGGGAUCACACAUUAAUACGACGUAUACAGUUUGAAAAAUGUGAAGUGAAACUCCUUCGAUAAUAUUAAUACGCUUAUAAUGAUACUUACUCUAUAAAACGCAAGAAAAAAUCGACUAUUUAUAGUUCUCCCCAAAAAUGAAGACCGACUAAAAGUAAUUAGAGAUAGUUAAAUACACUAUUUUUAACAUAUUCCUUUUUUAUAUUUUUUUCAGAUUUUUUAAUAUAAUUCAAUGAAAUUAUAAAUUUUAAUCGUUUCUACGAAAUGACGUGAUUAAAGUUUUGUAAACAUUAUAUUAUUUUAAAGAGAUAUUAAAAAACUAUGUUGCUUUCUCGAACGUUAACGAAAGUUGGCGUUAACGAAAAUUUGCGUGCAAGAAAUUUUAUAUGUACCAAAAAAAAGUUCGAAGUUAGCGACGAAUUUUGUUUAGAAAUAGCUAAAAUAAUUGCUAUCGUUAACAGGAUUACUUUUGCACAGUAACGAAUGUAUAAAGUUAAUAUUUUUAUUGUAUAAAUUAAUUGAACAUAUUAUAUUGACAGAAUUGCCAUAUUUAUGUACAGUAAAUAUGACUCAACAGAAGAGUAUAAUAUUAUAUGUGUAUAAAAAACAAUAGAUAUCAUGACAAUAAAAAAGAUGCGUUAACAAGUUUC
This is a messenger RNA of Megalopta genalis, 2230 nucleotides long. RefSeq names its product arrestin family protein Vdup1 (gene Vdup1). The record is from RefSeq and is a predicted model, not a curated record. Gene Ontology annotation, cellular component: cytoplasm. Gene Ontology annotation, biological process: protein transport. NCBI's taxonomy places the organism in Eukaryota, Metazoa, Arthropoda, Insecta, Hymenoptera, Halictidae.